Dromiciops gliroides (monito del monte) is the source of this 880-nucleotide messenger RNA. It is a transcript of the gene ARL14, whose product is annotated as ADP ribosylation factor like GTPase 14. Gene Ontology annotation, biological process: intracellular protein transport; vesicle-mediated transport. Gene Ontology annotation, cellular component: cytoplasm. The record is from RefSeq and is a predicted model, not a curated record. The transcript is spliced from 2 exons. Gene Ontology annotation, molecular function: GTPase activity; GTP binding. The coding region runs from base 82 to 660 and encodes 192 amino acids. NCBI's taxonomy places the organism in Eukaryota, Metazoa, Chordata, Mammalia, Microbiotheria, Microbiotheriidae.
AGCUUCUGCUCUUUCUUUCUCUGCCUUUUUCUACAGGAGCUGAAGGAGGACCAGUUAGAGCUUCUGGACAAGGGGCUUGAAAUGGGUAUGUGGAACUCUAAACCCUCCAAGGUCAAGCAUGCCCGAGUUCUGCUCCUGGGACUGGAUUUCUCAGGGAAGUCAACAAUCCUUUACAAACUAAAGCACAACAAGGACUUCAUGACCAUCCCAACCAUUGGCUUCAAUGUGGAGAUGAUAGAGAUGGAGAAAAACAUCUAUUUCACAGUCUGGGAUGUUGGAGGGCAGAAACAUAUGCGGAGCUUUUGGAGCCAUUACUGUGAGAACACGGAUGUGCUGGUGUAUGUGGUGGACAGCUCUGACCACCAGCACCUGGAGGACUCCCGAAGAGAAUUCGAACUCAUUCUGAAGAAUGAGCACAUUAAGCAUGUACCAGUCGUGUUGCUGGCCAACAAACAAGAUCUGCCUGGAGCCCUCACCGCUGAGGAUGUCACCAGGAAAUUCAAGAUGAAGAAAAACUGUGGUGACCGGGACUGGUACGUCCAGCCUUGCUGUGCCACCUCGGGGGAUGGCCUGGCUGAAGGUUUCUGGAAAGUGACCCAGUUCAUCAAAAGUUACACGAAAUCCACAGAAGCCACAUGGUCCUUCUUCAGACAGAAUUAAAGCUGCAAAGGGUAUUCCAGGGGUUUCUGCCAUGUUUCAGGACUUGAUGAGGAGCACAAUGGUAUCUGGAAACAGGAGGUUCAGAAGGCUAUCACAAACUAUAAGGAAUUCUUCUUCUACGUGAGGUCUUCAAUCCAUCUUCUCCACGAUGAUGCUGAGCUUCUUUGGCAAGCUUGGAAAUCUCCAUUUUAUACCAAAUAAAGUUGUCUCUGUUGUUAUA